Molecule: messenger RNA, 801 nt
Organism: Manduca sexta (tobacco hornworm)
Lineage: Eukaryota; Metazoa; Arthropoda; Insecta; Lepidoptera; Sphingidae
Product: hydroxylysine kinase-like
Exons: 5
Molecular function (GO): amino acid kinase activity
Source: RefSeq, a predicted model, not a curated record
UCUCUAUGAAGAUACGUAAUGGCGUCUCGCGUUUAUCUCUGUCGCCUCACAUACUGGCAUUGUGUAUUGAAACAGAUCGCAUCCAACCACCGACUAAAGAGGAUAUCACUAAUAUUUGGAAUUUGUGUCAAAAUGGCAGACCAACGUUUCCUGGAGCCUGGGAAGGUGAUUCGCCCCAUCAUAGACCACGAAGGCGUCAAGCUCCUAGUAGAACGACUGUACGGCAUCUCAGUGCUAGAGCUAACUGAACUCAACGGCUAUGAUGAUAAGAACUACAAGAUCAUCGAAGAUCCUAAUGUUAAGAAUCCGUUGAUUACCAAUCAUUGCCCACACGGAUAUGUUCUGAAGAUUAUGAACUCUAUGGACUCUGAGAACGUCACGGUUGUGGAGGCGCAAAACGAGAUUAUGAACUUUUUGGCUACCCGCUCUGUAACCUGCCCGAAGCCGAUCCGCAAUGUGUUCGGGCACCUGCACUCCGUGGAGAACAUCGGCGGGAAGAAGCACGCUGUCCGCCUGCUGGAGUAUGUUCCUGGUGAACUCCUGAAGGACGUGCCCAAGUCCGAACCACUGCUGUACCAGCUGGGCGAGUUUGUUGCUAACUUGGAUAAUAAGUUGCAGAACUUCAAUCAUUCCGGCCUGGUUUCUCGCCAGCAUAUCUGGAUGCUGACCAUGGUCCCGGAGCUGGAUAAGUUCAAAUACGUCAUCAAGGAUUCGGAAAAACUGGACUUAGUUGAAGAAGUCAUCGAGGAAUAUAAAUACGCGAUAGUGCCGCGAAUGGAUGAGCUGGAGAAGGGAGUCAUC